CACCUCUGGCUUGCCUUUUGCAUACCUACAUAUUAUUCAAAUGUUACAUUGAAUGAGAAUAACAUUUAAAGAUCAAGUUUUUUUUACAUAGUUUCCGUAUAACAGAGCAGUAAAAGUAAAACAUCUACCCCUACUACUUGUCAGUUGAGCUGCCAGGUUGAUACCCAGACUGUCACUCCAAUCAGCGCAGAGAUGGCGUUCGGCAGUAGAUGCACUACUUUAAGAAAAGAGGAUGUAAACUACAAACAUUUCCGAAUGAUUAACGAACAGCAAGUUGAGGAUAUUAGUAUUGAGUUUUUCUACAAACCGCACACCAUAACUCUGCUUACUUUUACUAUCGUUAGUCUUAUGUACUUUGCAUUUACCAGGGAAGACUCCAGUCCAGAAGAUAAUAUUUGGAAAGGUAUCCUUUCUGUAGUUUUCUUUUUCCUAAUCAUCAGUGUUCUGGCAUUUCCUAAUGGACCAUUCACACGGCCACACCCUGCAUUAUGGCGUAUGGUUUUUGGUCUUAGUGUGCUGUACUUCCUCUUUCUGGUUUUUGUACUGUUCUUGAACUUUGAACAAGUCAAAGCUGUGAUGUACUGGUUGGAUCCAAAUCUCCGAUAUGCAAAGCGAGAAGCAGAUGUCAUGGAGUAUGCUAUUAACUGUCAUGUCAUCACAUGGGAGAGGAUUCUCAGCCACUUGGACAUCUUUGCUUUUGGACAUUUCUGGGGCUGGGCCAUGAAGGCCUUGUUAAUCCGCAGCUACGGUCUUUGCUGGACAAUCAGCAUCACAUGGGAAUUGACUGAGUUGUUCUUUAUGCAUUUGCUGCCUAACUUUGCUGAGUGUUGGUGGGAUCAAGUUAUUCUGGACAUCUUGCUCUGCAAUGGUGGUGGCAUCUGGCUAGGAAUGGUGGCCUGUCGCUUCUUGGAGAUGAGAACUUACCACUGGGCAGGCUUCAAGGAUAUUCACAGUACCACAGGAAAGAUUAAAAGAGCCGUAUUGCAGUUCACUCCUGCUAGCUGGAUGUACGUUCGCUGGUUCGACCCUAAGUCGUCAUUCCAGAGAGUAGCGGGAAUCUACCUCUUCAUGAUAAUUUGGCAGUUGAGUGAGCUGAAUACAUUUUUCUUGAAACAUAUCUUUGUAUUCCAAGCAAGUCAUCCUCUGAGCUGGCUCCGAAUCCUUUUCAUUGGUGUGAUCACUGCACCCACUGUAAGACAAUAUUAUGCAUAUCUCACAGACACACAGUGUAAAAGGGUCGGAACCCAGUGCUGGGUUUUUGGUGCCAUAGCUUUCCUUGAGGCUAUCGUAUGCAUAAAGUUUGGACAAGACCUCUUCUCCAAAACACAAAUCUUGUAUGUUAUUUUGUGGCUGCUGUGUGUGGCUUUUAUCACCUUUCUCUGCUUGUAUGGCAUGGUUUGGUAUGCAGAAAAGUAUGAACAUCGGGAAAAGACAUUUUCUGAAUGUGACGAUAAUUCCAGCAAUGAGUUUAGCACAGAAAUCGAGAAGAAAAGUCAUGUUUCCCCUAUAGGUGAUGCUGAGAGUAGCGUGUCCAAAAGAAAGAAAGGCUCUUCAAAAUCAAGAGUGACCAAUGGCUUUGGUAACAAGAAGUAAGACAGCAGUCUGCAGUGACUGUCUGGGCAGUACCUACAGUUUUAACGCUGAGACAGAUUAUGUAUAAUCAUCUGUAUCCACUGGGCCAGAAAAGGACAGAUAUAAGCAGCAAAGUAAUUUUCAUCUGCCACAGGCCAGUUUUGUAAAUGGUGGAACUCUGUCAGUAUUUUUCAGGUCAUUGCCUGCUGUGAUUCGCCCUUCAGUGGCUCAUAGUAACAUCGACCCCCAAAAGCCUACUAAUUCUGACUACAGAAGUCAGAAGUGGCCAUAUUGUGGCAAAGUGCAGUUGCCAAAUAAUACAGCGGUUCACCUUUAAGCUGUAUCUUAUUUUUUUUUUCUUUUUUCUUAACCUUUAAAUUUAUGAGUUUGAUCACAUUAAUCAAAGGGGUAAUACAUCAGCAGUAACCUCUUUUAAUGAAGUAUGUGGUUUGCACAUUGAACUGUAAGCAGUUCCAUUAAUUUCUUCCAUUCUGGGUUGUAUAUAAGGUUCAAUCUCCAUAUAUUGUCAAUUUCACUAGUAAGUGCUAAUUUGUGUCUUAAACCUAAUCUGAUGUUCUUAUGAGUGACUUGUACUGCAUCUGAUGUGUGGCAUAUUAGGUCUUUUCUUUUGAAGUGUAUUGUUCUGUUUUUCAGUUAUCUGAACUGUGGUCUAUUAGAUUUGACAUUUCUGAAUCUUCUGUUCUAAAUUAAGUCUGUAGAGUUUCACAAUUUAUGUCUUUUUUCUUUGUUGUCAGUUAUUGGUGGAGCACAAUACAGUGAUAGCGUCAGGUAUCAGAUUCCGCUCUGUCUUCCAUUUAAGGUACCAUUAACUCUGACUCCUUCUGUAUGAAAGAUUAAAAUGCAAUCACUCCCAAAACAACUCCCCAGUCAGAACCGAUUGAAGAACAAAGGCCGUGAAACUUAUGUGUAAAGAUUAAAACAGAUGUUUUCAAAUGUUUUAGCAGGGGGUAACCCCCUGCACCCCCAAUUUAUAUAAAACAUUGCAUGGUUACACAACUGUGGGAGAGAGAGAACCCCCCCAAAAAAAAAAAUAGUACGAAGUCUGUCAUAAACAGUGAGCUACCUCUGCCUCCUGACCAGUGAUACGUCUUACAGUUAGAAAUAAAUUUGACCAUUUGUGAUCGGGCAGUUAAAACCUGCUCAGCUGGUCCUUGUAGAUAAUGUAGAAUAACCUAAUUGAUCACGUAUCUUUUUUCUUUUGUUUAUGGCCAGCAUACAGUGUUAUGUCCUCUUUCAGAAAGUGUCUCUGUUGUGUUUGAGGAUCACAUAGUCAUUAAGGGCCUUACCAUUUUUAUUGUUAGUCUGCAAGUUAGUCUGUCCAGUAGAGAAGCUGUUUUCCGUAGGCUUGGUUUUAAAAGAGGGUGGCAUAGCAUUUGUCUUAUUCCUGCCUUAGCUUUGCCUGUGUUGCAUAGAUUCAGCUGUUGUUUGGCAACGGUUCCCAGUGGAAUCUUCUGAGCAUCUCCUACUCUGCAGUCACUUCAGUGGCAUUUGUUUUCACUAAUAACAUCACUGUCAGUGUGUAGAAAUAGCAACACCACACCUGGGAAUACAGGUUGCCAAGGCACUAGGAACUUGAUGGUUUACUGUAGGUAAUAUUUGGUGUUAGUUUUUGUGUGACCUACUGCCCACUGGUUAAUAUGCACUUUGUUUAAAAGUUUCUUUGCACUUAGUUUAAAAGUUUCUUCAUAGCUUCGGGCAGAUGUUGGGAACUUUCGACGUGUAGGAUUAGUCAAACUUUCCAAUUAUUUCCACUUUCAUAGAAUUUACUGACUCAGGAGAAGGGCAUCGUUGCUGUCCUCAUCCUGAAUUGUUAGUUAUCUUAUGUCUGCAUCCUAAACAGAUUGCUACAUCCGGGUAUAGAAUGUUCAGUUAGGGCUUCCAGGUUUGUUCUAGUUUACCUGAAAAACAAAGUAAAUCACUUGUUUGGCACAGAAGAGGUUUGCUGUUAGGGCUGCAGAACAAAGACUUUCCACAUUCUGUAGAAAAGUGGACUUCAUCCUAGGCUUACCUGCCUUCAGUGAUAUUCUACCAAAUCAUCUAAAUGAAAUGCGUAUGGCUUCACUUGGCCAACACCCCAAGGAGCAGUUUUGUUUGAAACCACUCACAAGUUCUGCACUUCAAAUGUGAUAUUUAAUUUUUUUUUUUUUCAAUAAUCAUUUUUAUUGUUUUGCAAAACCAUUAUACA
Molecule: messenger RNA, 3778 nt
Organism: Protopterus annectens (West African lungfish)
Lineage: Eukaryota; Metazoa; Chordata; Ceratodontiformes; Protopteridae
Gene: PTDSS1
Product: phosphatidylserine synthase 1
Exons: 13
Coding region: 193-1593 (466 amino acids)
Biological process (GO): phosphatidylserine biosynthetic process
Molecular function (GO): L-serine-phosphatidylethanolamine phosphatidyltransferase activity
Source: RefSeq, a predicted model, not a curated record